ACAUCAGCGACGGCUGUGCAAAGGAUAGCAAAGGGGACAAAACGAUCCAAUCCAUUGUAGUAGUGAACCAUUCCUCCAUGUGAACCACGACAAGCAAACGCGCACGUGGGACUCUUCAGUAUGGGAGCGAAAAAACGAAAAGGACGUGCCGUGAAAGCUGCUAAGAAAGGCAGUGCAUCGGUGGAACCAGAAGAGGUCUCAAAGGCGCCUCACACUUUUGUUAUAUCGCGCGGCACUUUAGGCAAGAAUGCGUCAGAGCUGAUGAUCAAUUUCAGAAAAGUUAUGGAGCCCUAUACUGCCUCAAGGCUGCAGGUGCGGAGGAAGAACGUGGUCAAGGACUUUGUGUCAGUGGCUGGGCUGCUACAUGUGACACACCUGGUGGUCUUCACGAAGACUGAGAAAGCUAUUUACAUGCGACUAGCAAGGCUACCUCGUGGGCCCACGCUCACCUUUCGUGUGGAAAACUAUGCCCUGGCUCGUGACAUCAUCUCAAGUUUGAAGAAGCCUGUCACCUACACACAUCAGUUCAGCUCUCAUCCACUGCUUGUGCUGAAUAACUUCAGUGGGGAAGGCAUGCACUUCAAACUAAUGGCCUCCAUGUUCCAGAACAUGUUUCCAUCCAUUAACAUACACACGGUAAAAUUGAACACUAUAAGGAGAUGCCUUCUUCUGAACUAUGACUCUACGGAUCAGACUAUUGAUUUUCGCCACUAUACCAUCAAGGUGGCUCCGUGUGGUAUCAACCGGGCUGUGAAGAAACUUGUGCAAAGCAAGGUCCCAGACUUGGGACACCUGCGAGACAUCAGUGAGUACGUGGACCAGGGAGGGCUGUCAGAGAGUGAAGCCGAGCUGGAUGGUGCUUCUAACCAAGUCGUCUUGCCCCAGAAGAUCUGCAGCAGGGGAAAUGUGCUUAACCAGCAGAGCUCUGUCCGGAUGGUAGAGCUCGGCCCACGGAUGAAACUCAAAUUGGUGAAGAUUGAAGAAGGCCUAAUGACUGGGGAAGUUAUGUACCAUGCAUUUGUUCAAAGAACACCCGAGGAGAUGAAAGCACUUCGUGAGCGACGACUGGAACUUAAGAAGCUUAAGGAGAAGCGCAAACAGGAACAAGAAGAGAACAAGCGCAGAAAGGAAGCUUUGGUCGAGGGUGAGCAGGACAUGAAUCAAGGGAGUGAUGCAGAUGCAGAAGUGGAGAGUGAGGAUGAUGAUGACCAAGACUGGUACCGCCAGGAAGUGGAUGAUCCUGAUGAGGACGAUGCACCACCAAAAGCCAAAAGAGCUAAUAAGAAGGGAAGUGUCAUUAUAGCUGGGAAGUCUCGCAUGCUGAAGAAGCACCACAACCAGCGAAGUGGGCAAACGAGAAAGAGGCCAGCAGCACUGAAGGACAAGGGCGAUGGAGAGGAACAGCAGGGGGAUAAGAAGGCAAAGAAGCACAAACUGUCCGACUUUGAGGUGAUGAUGCAGCGGCGCAAGAAGCGCAAGAAGUUGAAAGAAAAGGUCAAGGAGAAGCGGUUGCGCUCACAGAAGGUGGCCAAGCUUCGGGCUCAACAGAAGCAGGAUGUGCCUUUUAAGAAGGCCAAACACAAAAGAAGCCGUUAAAGGACAAAUAUGUAUUUCAAGGGUGGCUGUACAUUACGCUGAGGGAAAUGUAUAGGAAAAUAAAAGAAUUGCCGGCCAG
This is a messenger RNA of Dermacentor silvarum, 1675 nucleotides long. It is a transcript of the gene ppan, whose product is annotated as suppressor of SWI4 1 homolog. Gene Ontology annotation, biological process: rRNA processing; ribosomal large subunit assembly. NCBI's taxonomy places the organism in Eukaryota, Metazoa, Arthropoda, Arachnida, Ixodida, Ixodidae. The record is from RefSeq and is a predicted model, not a curated record. The transcript is spliced from 8 exons. The coding region runs from base 121 to 1596 and encodes 491 amino acids. Gene Ontology annotation, molecular function: rRNA binding. Gene Ontology annotation, cellular component: preribosome, large subunit precursor.